AUGUCAAUAAUGAGUUCAGUUCCAUGCUCUGGUCUGACCGCACAAGAAGGAAUACCAGAAUGGGAUCAAAACAAUACAACGACCUUGAUACAAAUGUACAAAGAAAGAAAAUGCCUCUGGGACACGAGCCACGAGUUUUAUAAAAAUCGACGUUUCCGUCGCGAGGCUCUCACGGAAAUGGCGAAUCAUUUUAAUUGUUCAUUAGCGGACGUUGAAAAGAAAUUAUACAUGCUUCGUAGUUCAUUUAGGAAAGAAUAUCGUAGAUGGAAUUAUGCCAAGUUAAAUGCAGGCCCUAACAAUACAUUUCUAGUCAGAAAGCCUCAAUGGUUCGCAUUGGAUUUACUUAUGUUCCUUAAGGAUGACGUUGCUAAAAAAUCAGUGAUACCACUCAAUCCGGUUACCACGGACUGUGUUCAACAGCAGCAAAUUCAACAAAAUCAUUAUCAUCAUCAUCAACAACAACAACAACAGCAGCAGCUUCAUCAACAUCAACAAUCGCAACAGGAAGCUCAUCAACAAACUCAACGGGAUUUGGACUUAAGUAUACCGGAAAUUCAAAAUGUUUUUUAUUACGACAGCGAGAACAGCACUUUAACGCCGUUGGAACCAGGCGAAGUUACCUUGGAUUACAAUCUUCAAUGUCCAAUACAAGUACCCGAAUUGAAACAGUCGCCUGGUAAAACCUUGAAAAGAAGUUCUAACGUUGAAUCAAAUCUUCUUGAACUGAAUAACAAACGACAAAAAAAUAAAGAUCCAGAGGAUACUCGAUUACGCUUAAUAAAAGCGUCCCCGAUCGAUGUUCAAGAGAAGGACACUUUUACGGCCUUUGGUAAUUUCGUUGCGGAAGAAUUGCGAAACAUAAAAGACACCGGUCAGAUGCAAUUAGCCAAAUUACGAAUUCAUCAAAUAUUAUUCGAUGCGACGCGCAAUUUUUUGAAAGUUCCAAUACCAAGAUUGUGAAGUUUUAAAUACAUAACAACGUUAAGUUACUUCUUUUUUUUUUUUCUUUUUUUUUUUUUUUUUUUUUUUACACGUUAAAAAUAUUUACACAUCCGUUUGACUUCGUUUAACGAGCCUAAAAGAAGAAGAAGAAAAAGAAAAAAAUGAAAAAUAAAAUUACAAAUAUAUUCUUGGUGAUAAAACAAAAUUCAUGAUUCCCAUUAAGCAGAUACAAGGAUCACUGC
This is a messenger RNA of Vespa crabro (European hornet), 1184 nucleotides long. RefSeq names its product serine/threonine-protein kinase CBK1-like. The coding region runs from base 1 to 960 and encodes 319 amino acids. The transcript has 2 exons. NCBI's taxonomy places the organism in Eukaryota, Metazoa, Arthropoda, Insecta, Hymenoptera, Vespidae. The record is from RefSeq and is a predicted model, not a curated record.